ACUACUUCACCAUCUUUAUCAGCUAGGGAGUCAACUACUGGAGUCCAAUCUUUCCGGACCUCUGAUGAUACACUAGUACCUUCCUCUCCACUAGAUUCAAAUAAAUCUUUCAAAUUAUCCCAAGAUGGUUCCUUAAAAUCACCAGUAUCAGCAAGAAACUCUACAACUUGUUCCUUUAGAUCAUCACCAGAAUCCCCUUACAGGAGUCCACAGUUUGGACGUGAAAGUUCCAGCUCUUAUAGGACAACCCCUGAAUCUCCUAGUAAGAGUCCACCAUAUCUGUAUGGUGCUAGUGCCUCAGGUAUGUCAUUCAAAACAGAAUCACCAUAUCGCAGUCCAAGAGUCGUCCGUGAAGCAAACUCUUCUUUCAAAACAUCACCAGAGUCACCU
Messenger RNA from Lottia gigantea (owl limpet), 390 nucleotides. RefSeq lists its product as hypothetical. The record is from RefSeq and is a predicted model, not a curated record. The annotation marks the transcript as partial. The transcript has a single exon. NCBI's taxonomy places the organism in Eukaryota, Metazoa, Mollusca, Gastropoda, Lottiidae.